Messenger RNA from Phytophthora nicotianae INRA-310, 2826 nucleotides. RefSeq lists its product as hypothetical. Gene Ontology annotation, biological process: protein transport to vacuole involved in ubiquitin-dependent protein catabolic process via the multivesicular body sorting pathway; protein targeting to vacuole. The transcript has a single exon. Gene Ontology annotation, cellular component: ESCRT-0 complex. The record is from RefSeq and is a predicted model, not a curated record. NCBI's taxonomy places the organism in Eukaryota, Oomycota, Peronosporomycetes, Peronosporales, Peronosporaceae. Gene Ontology annotation, molecular function: ubiquitin binding; metal ion binding; phosphatidylinositol-3-phosphate binding. The coding region runs from base 635 to 2563 and encodes 642 amino acids.
GUACACACCGGCAGAUCCGCGGACUGUGCUAGGAUCGCUCGAAUCUCACAGUAUUUUUAAUCAUCUUGCGUUCAAUUCGAAGAAGCCAUUCGCAUUUUGCCAUCCCAUCCGCGAUCUCGGCACCGGCGCUCUCAGCACGCCAUUUAUGUAGUCAGUCAGAGCUCAGCCACGCUUUGCAAAUCUCCGACUUGAUGUGCCCCUUUCCAACCGGCGAGAAAAACAAAACUUCUCAAAGAGCUUCAAGAUGUUCUUGACCUGCUUUUCACUAAACAGUUCGGACUUCGUCAUCACGUGAACGCUGCAAUGCCAGCCUCACGAGAUUUUCCGCCUUGGGACAGCACCAGCAGCUGGAGUCACGGCCGAGUUACCGAGCCAACUGGCAUUGGCAAAGCGUGAAAAAUGCGAAGAUUCUCCCUAAAAAAAAAGAAGUCGUUCCGGUUUUAAACAGUGCAGACGGGACGGACGCAGCCGCUGACAAUCACUCCUUGUUGGAACCCUACCCCCUACUCUCCUCUCCCUCGAGAGGCUCGCGGCAACUCCAGUGACGGUCUCACAACGAAAACCACCUCGUACCCCGUACGUUCGUGCCACUUUUUCGUAGGAAUCGCAACACUCCGAGACCGCACGACAGCCAAUGAAGCCCAAGGCCCCCAGCGACGCCAAGACGGCGCUGGAGCUGGCCGAAUCCAGCGAGUGGAGCGCGCUGGACCGCCUCGUGACGGCGCAACCCGAGCGCGCCGACGAUAUGGACGACUUUGGCAUGAUGCCGCUGCACUGGGCCUGCACGGACACGCACGUGCCGCUACGUGUCGUCAAGAAGCUUGUGGACGUGGCCCCGUCUGCUUUAAGCCACAAGAACAAGGGCGGUUUGCUGCCGCUCCACAUCGCCGUCAAGGCCGCCACGAAGCUCGAGGUGCUGCGCGCGCUCGUACAGGCCGCACCGGAUGUCGCCGCGUGUCUGUUUGAAGAGACCCCGACGGGCGAGACGCCUGCUGAGCUUGCUAGAGCCUAUCAGCUUACAGAUGAUAAGGUCAGUUUCCUCGUAGACAUGGAGCAACAGCUCCGCGCCGCGGGUAAAGCGCCCGACCGCCCGAGCGCGAGAUUCCAGGCCUUCUUGAACCAGCCUGGAGGCUUCCCCCUUCCGGCAGAUGAUACCUCCAGUGUCAGCAGCUUCAGGAGUCUGCCAACAGCACUGGGAAGUGGUCGCGGAGGCGCCGCAUUGGACGACGAAUGGGCUAGCAACAGAACUGCAGUGACCGCUCUACGUCUACCCGACGGACUGGCCGGUGUCCCGCUGCCCCCGCGUUGGCGACUGGACAAACGCUGCAACAUUUGUCAACUGAAAUUUAGCUACUUCAAGACGCGUCAUCACUGUCGCUCUUGCGGCGAGUCGGUGUGUAGCACACACUCGAACAAGCGGCUGCCGCUGCACCACUUGGGACUCAGGACGCCACAGCGCGUAUGUAUUUUAUGCUACGAUGAUCUGCGAGAGAAUGGCGCGCCCUCAGCUGUAGUCAACAUGUACGGCCACGGACGUCACAGCGGCUUGCCGCCUAUGGAGCCCAACAUGACGCGACAGGAGUCCACGCCGCUCCCAGGAAAGACAGGCCGGCCGCCGCUGCGCUCCAUCAACAGCACAAUCUCGAUGACCACUGCGUCUUCAAGCAGCCGUGACUCGGCGUUCCAGAGUCCCUCAGAUGCCGACAAAUACUUCCAGACGGCACACACACCGCGUCGUGUCACUUUGGGUGAUAAAAGCUCUACAGAUAACAACGACGGUCGUGAUCCCACACUUACGACCAACCUGCCGUUCGAGGACGACUCGCGUGGCCGUCCUCGUGCUUGGACAGAUGUAGAAUCAACCGAGAAGUAUCAGGAUAUGCAGGAACAAGUGCGUGAACUGGAGUCCCAUGUGCAGGAGCUGACGUUGGCCAAGUCUCGUAUUGAAAAGAAGCUGGAAGACGCCACCCGAUUGGCUGCUGAAGCCAAGAAGGAACGCAACGCAGUGGACGCCAACGUGGCUGAGCUGCGCAACAACCGGAUCAUUGAUAUUAACCGCAUCUCGUUCGACGAUGAUGAAGACGACGAGAACCACAACAAUAGCAACAAGGCACCGGACUUCACCAAGAGUUUCAUGCAAGGCAGACACAAACAGGUGACGGUGGAGGUCGAAAAGAACAUCGAAUUGAUUGAGGACAAGGAAGUGAACGUGGCUGAAACGUGCAACUACCUGGGUCAAGUAUUCCUCGACCGUGGCGAGUACACCAGCGCUGUCGUGGAGUUCCGCAAGUCCGUGGAGGCUAACCGUAAGGAUGUGGACGUGUGGAUCAACCUGGCUCGUGCUCUUCACGGCGCUGGCGAGUUUUACGACGCAGAGAUCGCUAUCCGACGUGCAUUGGCUCUUACCCCCAAGAACUACGCGUCGCUGUCAAUGUUGGGCAAGAUUUUGCACUCCAAGGGCGAGCACGACAAGGCUGUCGAGGUAUUCCGUGAGGCAUUGACUCUGAUGGAUCAGGAGGACGACUCGGAUGAAGAUGUCGGCUCGAUGACUGUUGGCUGGUAAAGGGUAACCCUGCCAACGUAAUCUCUUGUCUUCAUGUACCCAGCAUAGCGCUGGAAGUUACCAGACCACUGCCACAGCUUUGUUAUUUAGUAAGAAACCAUUUAGCCCGAGGCCUCACAUUAGGAGAGGCUGAAGGAUCAUAAAAAACGUAUAGUAGGAACAAAUACACGCGAUACCAAAUAUCUGCGCCAGUUCUUAGAUUUAGAAUCCCUAGAUUUUUAGAAUGGUUGCAAAUCAAAAAAGAAUCACUUCAACAUCAACAG